UAAAUUAAUAAUUAAUCAGGUAAAUAAACUUAUAUGCUGAGCAUCACUAUAGCUACAACGAGGUGAAUUAUAUAGAUAGUUCAAUUCUGAUAUUUUUUUUGUCCAAAAAAGGGUUCAGUUCUGAUAUUUGUUUGAUUUUCAAAUGAAAGCGGUAAAAAAUCAUGAUAAAUCUAAUAAUGAUAUCAUUCUAAAUACGAAUUUGAAUGUGUAGUUCCAUGAAAUGAAUAUCGAAAUAAGGAUUAAAAACUCAGUGAACAUUAGGAUUGAAGCAAUAAAAGUGUGAAAAGGGAACAAUAAAGCCAAAUGGUUAGGGAUUAGACAGAUUGAAAUGUUGGGGAGCAUAAAAGCCAAUAAUUUGGUAAUUUUGCAGAGGACCCCCUCUUAUUGCGGCCAAUUAAUUUAAUUUGAUUUUCAAAUAACUUCACAAACAUGUCUCUCGAAAAUUUUCUUAUAAAGUUCUCAGUGCAGAGGAAACCUUUUUUUAUGAAAUACGAAGAUUUUAAAAGCUGAAUGACAGAUUUAAAAGCAAAAAAAAGGUACACGAAUUAUUAAACAUGACAAUAUCUAAUGUGAAAAAACUGUUUGGUUUUUAGGAUAUAUAUAUCCAUAAUUAUUAAUGAUUUUAGAGUCAUUUCUUGCUCUUAGAAGUAGGGAUAUAGAAAUGUGCAAGUAUCUACUUAUUCAGGGGCUCACAAAGUAAAUCAUACUUUAAUAAAUGGGAAAAAUAUCCGAGACUGCAGCCAAAAUAAUGAUGUUACCUAAUAAUUCAAGGGAAUAAUUUUAUAGGCAACCCUUUGUUUUCCAAAAAGGUUGUGUCAAUUAUGGAGUCACAUGUGCAAAUUGCCUUAAAACUAUCCUCAUACAAAAAUUCAAAAUAUUAAUGAAACUCGGUAGUAAAAAAUCUACAGAGGAAAUGGAAAAGUGUCUUCAGAUCAUUAUUUAAAAACCAAUUCUACAGCCAAGAUUUAAAGAAGAAUGCCUCGAUGGCUCGAUGUAUUAUUUUAUCUAACCUUGCCUUGAAAUGAAUAUAUAUGCAUCAAUGCAUGUACUCAAAUUAUUUGAUAGGAGAUAAUGAGAACUAAGACACAUGGACAUGGUACAAAAACUUAAAACAUACAGUAUACAUACAAAAUCUCAUACAAAAAGAUCUGUAUGUAGUAUCCAUAGACCAUACCAUACAUCGGUUUCUUCCCUCUCUCGCCCACACUCAUACAAGAAGAAAAAUAAAAAAAAAUGUUAUUAAGUCAUGGGACCAUAUCUGUAGCUUACAUUCGACCUUUUUCGUGAACUACACGAUCAGUCUCUCCCUCUCUAAAAAAAGCUCAAUCUUCUCUCUUUCUUUGGAAUUAAAAGGGUAGAGCCUUUACUUUUUCCUUCUCUUUCAGCUGAGUAUAAAUCUAAAAAUGGACGAUCAUCAUCCUCAGUAUGGUGUACCGGAGCUCCGGCAGCUCAUGCAAGGCGGGGGGAGGGCGACUACGACGGAAUCACCGUCGACCUCUUCUCAUUUUCCCUCCGACUUCUUUGGCUUCAACCUAGCUCCGGCUGCGCCCCCUCCGCCGCCGCAACACCACCGGCUACAUCAGUUCACUACAGAUCAGGAAAUGGGUUUCUUACCACGUGGCAUACAUGGACUGGGUGGGAGUUCUUCGACGGCUGGAAAUAACAGUAACUUAAACGCUAGCAGCAGCGGUGGAGCAGUUGGGUUUAGCGGGUUUCUGGACGGAGGAGGUUUCGGAGGCAGCAGCGGAGGAAAUGGUGGAGGAACAGGGAGAUGGCCGAGACAAGAAACCCUAACUCUGCUGGAGAUUAGAUCUCGUCUUGAUCAUAAGUUCAAAGAAGCUAAUCAAAAGGGACCUCUAUGGGAUGAAGUUUCUAGGAUUAUGUCUGAGGAACAUGGAUACCAAAGGAGUGGGAAGAAAUGCAGAGAGAAGUUUGAGAACCUUUACAAAUACUAUAAGAAGACUAGAGAAGGCAAAGCCGGAAGACAAGACGGUAAACACUAUAGAUUUUUCCGGCAGCUUGAGGCGCUCUACGGUGAUUCCAACAACUUGGUUCCUUGUCCCAGUCAUAACACACAGUUCAUGAGCAAUGCUCUUCAUGGUUUCCACACCCAAAACGGUAUGAACGUUACUACAACAACGUCUAACAUUCAUAACGUUGAUAGUGUUCAUGGUUUCCAUAGUCAAAGCCUAAGCCUUUCUAACAACUACAACUCCUCCGAGCUGGAGCUGAUGACUUCCUCUUCUGAGGGGAAUGAUUCUAGUAGAAGAAGGAAAAAGAGGAGUUGGAAAAAUAAGAUAAAGGAGUUCAUUGAUGUGAACAUGAAAAGGUUGAUAGAAAGUCAAGAUGUUUGGCUUGAGAAGUUGACAAAGGUUAUUGAAGACAAAGAGGAACAAAGGAUGAUGAAAGAAGAGGAAUGGAGAAAGAGUGAAGCUGCGAGAAUCGCUAAAGAGCAUUUGUUUUGGUCUAAAGAGAGGGAGAGGAUGGAAGCUAGGGAUGUGGCUGUGAUUGAGGCUUUGCAGUUUUUGACCGGAAAGACGUUGAUAAAGCCGUUAUGUUCAUCCCCAGAGGAGAGGAUUAAUGGUAAUAUUGAGAUUCAAAAGAAUAGUGAGAAUCAGAAUGAGAAUGAAAGCGACCAAACAAUGACUAACAAUGUUUCUAUUGAAGGAAGUGGUAGCUGCUGGAAUGAGCAAGAGAUCACAAAGCUUAUGGAGAUAAGAACUAGUAUGGACUCGGCGUUUCAAGAGAUAUUGGGAGGAUGCUCGGAUGAUUUUUUAUGGGAGGAAGUCGCAGGGAAAAUGGCUCAGUUAGGGUUCGAUCAGAAAAGUGCCUUGUUAUGCAAGGAAAAGUGGGAGUGGAUAAGCAAUGGAAAGAAGAAAAUGAACAAGAAAAGGAAGGACAAUUCGUCGAGCUGCGGCGGUUACUAUCCAACAACCGAAGAAAAUACGAUCUACAACAAUCAAGAAAGUGGAUAUAAUGAUAAUGAUCAGCGUCAUCAGAUGAAUGAACAAGGCAAUGUGGGUUCUUCAACAUCAAAUGUAAACGCAGCCGCUGGAAACCCGAGCGGUGCAAUGACCGCUAAUACAAACUGCUUCCCGUUCUUCAUGGGAGACGGAGAUCAGAAUCUGUGGGAGAGUUAUGGUUUGAGGCUAAAUAAAGGAGAGAAUCAUGAGUGAGUAAUUAAUUUCCAACGAAGAAGGUAAUCAUGAGGUUAGCUAAUUCUUUUGAGUUAGUUUUAUGAGAGAUAAACCUUGACUUAACUAUUAUAUACGUCACACGAUGCUUAGAAUGAAAGGGAUAGAUUUGGUUGGGGCAUACCGACCAAAUUAUAAGAUGAAAGUCAAAUUAAAGUAGGCUAUAACCAAUUCUUAUUAUGUUUUCAUUUUGUCAUUUUGUAAGACUUCUUAUAUGUUUUUCUAGUACUGAACCUUGAUUCUAGUAGUAAACAGAUGCAUCUAUAUA
Brassica napus (rape) is the source of this 3462-nucleotide messenger RNA. Its product is annotated as trihelix transcription factor PTL-like. The record is from RefSeq and is a predicted model, not a curated record. The coding region runs from base 1404 to 3176 and encodes 590 amino acids. The transcript is spliced from 2 exons. NCBI's taxonomy places the organism in Eukaryota, Viridiplantae, Streptophyta, Magnoliopsida, Brassicales, Brassicaceae.